Molecule: messenger RNA, 2577 nt
Organism: Girardinichthys multiradiatus
Lineage: Eukaryota; Metazoa; Chordata; Actinopteri; Cyprinodontiformes; Goodeidae
Gene: cnot10
Product: CCR4-NOT transcription complex, subunit 10
Exons: 19
Coding region: 170-2392 (740 amino acids)
Biological process (GO): mRNA catabolic process; negative regulation of translation
Cellular component (GO): CCR4-NOT complex
Molecular function (GO): protein binding
Source: RefSeq, a predicted model, not a curated record
CCUUUAUGUGUGCUGCAGCCAGGUCCUUCCCGUUUUUUUCGUUUAUCUGAGGAUAUCAACUGUUUACCCUUCACUUUUAUUCCGCCGUGAUCAGCCAACUUAGUUUAAUGUGACCCAAUUUUGACAGCAAGCUAAGAUCCCGUGAUUAUCCUUAAAACUUCGUCCACAAAUGGCAGAAAACAGCGAAAUAAAUGAGGCAAAACUUAAUAGCUCACCCUCCAGAGGGAUGACUGACCAGGAGAAGGAAAUGGCAGCAAGUGCAUAUGAAGCUUUUUUGUCUGGGAAGUAUGAAGAGUCUCUAAAACACCUUGAAGCUUUGCAGGAGCUCAACAAAGAGGACUACAAAAUUACCAUGAAUAAAGCUGUUGCAGAAUUUUAUAAAAGUGGUCAAACUACAAUGGGCACCUUGAAGCAGACACUCAUGGCAAUGAAGAAUCAGCUUCACACAACUGCAGAAGAUGUUGAUGGGUUGGAUGAUGUUGAGAAUAGUUUGCUGUACUAUAAUCAAGCCAUCUUACACUACCACAUGCGGCAGUACUCUGAGGCCAUCUGUAUAGCAGAGAAGCUGUAUCAGUUUCUCGAACCAUUUGAGAAAUUCGCCCAAGCGGUGUGCUUCCUGUUGGUGGAUCUCUACCUGCUGACUUUCCAGCCAGAGAAGGCGCUUCAUCUGUUGGCAGUCCUGGACAAAAUCUCUGUACAGGGAAGCAACAAGAAUGGCAAAGGAGAGAGCAACAGCUCAAACAAAGAAGGAUUAACCCAAAAGGCAGAGUCUUCAGCAAUGAUUGAGGCAGCCAAAUCCAAAAUCCACCAGUACAAAGUGAGAGCCUAUAUUCAGAUGAAGUCAUCCAAGGCCUGUAAAAGAGAGAUCAAAUCAGUGAUGAACACAGCAGGGAAUUCUGCGCCCUCACUUUUCCUCAAGAGUAAUUUUGAGUAUCUGAGAGGGAACUACCGCAAAGCAGUUAAGUUGCUUAACAGCUCCAACAUCGCUGAGCAUUUUGGACCCAUUAAAACAGGUGAAUGUGUUCGAUGUAUGUUCUGGAACAAUCUGGGCUGCAUUCACUUUGCAAUGGGUAAAAACAACCUAGGAAUUUUCUACUUCAAAAAGGCACUGCAGGAGAAUGAUCACACAUGUGCACAACUGGGAGAUGGGAGGAACAAUCAGUGUAAAAAGCUCACGGGCAUUCCUUUUUGUGCUCUACUGUCCAACAAGCGCUAUGAGCUUUUGUAUAACUGUGGUGUUCAGCUGCUGCAUGCUGCCAGACCGCUGGCAGCAUUUGAGUGUCUAAUGGAGGCUGUGCAGGUUUACCACUCGAACCCUCGGCUGUGGCUGCGCCUAGCAGAAUGCUGCAUCUCUGCUAACAAAGGGGGGUCAGAGCAGGAAAGCAAAAGUUUACCCUGUAAAAAAGGAAUAGUCCAGUCUGUAAUUGGGACAGGAUAUCAUCGCAAGAUUGUCCUGGCGUCACAAUCUUCACAGAACACUAACUACAGUGAAGGCCAGUCAGCAGCUAUCCCUGUAGCAAGUAUGGAAUUUGCUGCCAUCUGCCUGAGGAAUGCUCUCCUGCUGCUGCCUGAACACCAGCAGCAGGACAUCAGGGCUGAGAAUGGUUCCAAGAACUCCAGUCUGUCAGGAAGCACCGAGAGCGGUAGUGAGAACAGUGAUCCUUGCAGUGGAAAAAGUCAGGAAGCUGAUAAGUUUUUUUCUGCAUCUCCAUCAUCUCCAGUCAGAAAACAGGAGGUAGAAAACCUCAGGUGUUCCAUCUUGGCUUGUAGUGCCUAUGUGGCACUGGCACUGGGAGACAACUUGAUGGCUCUGCACCAUGCUGAGAAACUUCUUCAUCAAACCAAGGUGUCUGGGUCCCUCAAGUUCCUGGGUCAUCUGUAUGCUGCUGAAGCCCUCAUUUCAUUGGAUAGAAUAUCAGAUGCAAUCACUCACCUCAACCCAGAAAACAUCAGUGACGUGUCAUCGGGGGUGCUCUCCAGCGAGCAGGAUCAAGGACAUGAAAAGGGAGACGAGCCUAUCGAGCCCUCAGCAAAGAAGAUCCCAUUGUGUUACCCCAGCAGUGUGACAACAGCUCGAGCAAUGAUGCUCUUCAACCUGGGUAGUGCCUACUGUUUAAGAAGCGAGUAUGACAAGGCUCGCAAAUGCCUGCAUCAGGCUGCAUCUGUGAUGGACUCCAAGGAGAUUCCACCUGAAGCUAUCCUGCUGGGGGUGUACCUCGAGCUACAAAAUGGGAACACUCAGCUGGCUCUACAGAUUAUCAAGAGGAACCAGCUGUUGCCCACAACAGUUCACAGGUCCUCCCCAGACUCUCGGAAGAAACCUUCCCAAUCAUUCCAGUCUGUCCAGCCCAUCUACUUGCCCUCAUCCUUCACACAAGUUCAACGUAAAUAAAUCUCUGCAGUGAUUUCAACUUCCUCUAGUUACCAAAUAGCCAACCUUAAUACUUAUAAAGUUUCAGGAACUGGGUAACCUGCCGCCAUUGUGACGUCCAGUAACGGAGACCAGUUUGAUUUUUGUCUCAAUUUGACUGAGGAAUUUGUGCUAUUUGAAAAAUGAAAAUAAAUUUAUAUACAGUA